This is a messenger RNA of Haliotis rubra (blacklip abalone), 2468 nucleotides long. Its product is annotated as ras-related and estrogen-regulated growth inhibitor-like. Gene Ontology annotation, molecular function: GTPase activity; GTP binding. The coding region runs from base 640 to 1284 and encodes 214 amino acids. The transcript has 5 exons. The record is from RefSeq and is a predicted model, not a curated record. Lineage: Eukaryota; Metazoa; Mollusca; Gastropoda; Lepetellida; Haliotidae.
ACGUGCCGACGUAACACGAGUUGUUCGCUCGUGCGUUCACGUGCGGCAGAAGACAAGAGCAGAGGUUGGCUGGAUGAGAGGGUAUCACCAAUUUACUCGGCCACGCGCAGCUUCAUAAAUAGCCGUGGCGAGAACAUGCCAGGCUGGAGAAGAGGUCUGUUGCACCACAACGAAGUGCUUCCAUCUGGGUAUAUCACUGCGCUACCUCUGACAGAGAUAUGAACAUUUCCAUCAGUGUAAUAGAGCUCACUGACCCUCGAUACACCCUCACCUGUGAUGUGAUGAAUGUCAGCGCUGGGAUAACCUACACCUGUGUGCACCUGUAGACAGACUUACCUGGAUAUUUACCUGUUCAAUCCACAACUUGGAUUACAUGUAAAUGUGGUGUUGGAAGAUUGUGUGCUAAGUAUUAUAUUAUAAUAACAUUUGUUGAUUUAACAUAAUCACUAGAACAGUGAUGAGUUAUUUUACGUUACACCUGAAUUAACGUUACACCUGAAUUUAACGUUACACCUGAAACUGUUGUCACCUGUGGAACCAGUGUGAGGGCACACCCAGAUGUCAAUACUCUCCAUGUGACGACGGAGUGUUCACACACAGUGGUAGAGAGGUACAUACAAGUCUUCCGUCUGACACAGGAUGAGUGCGGCCAGCGGGAUGUCGGAGCCGACCACGGUGAGCACGGGCUCCACCCUCAGACCCUACCUCAGGAGGAAGAAGUCGUCCCUUGGGGAGACCAAGGUGGCUGUCCUGGGCAUGGAGGGGGUCGGGAAGAGCGCUCUGUCCGUGAGGUUCCUGACUAAACGGUUCAUCGGAGAGUACGACCAGUCUAUGGAGACCAAGUACAAGUGCACCACAAGCAUAGAGGGGGAGUCUAUAGCAUUUGAAUUGCUGGACACUCGAUCAUUUAACGAUGACCACGGGGCGAGAGAGGAGGUACUACGUUGGGCGGAUGGAUUCAUGUUGGUGUACUCCGUGACCAGCCGGAAGAGCUAUGACAUACUGCAGGAUGUGCGGAGGAAGAUAGAAGAAGCCAAAAAAGCCGCUCACGCACCUGUCAUCGUUGUCGGGAACAAAGCUGACCUUGCUCACGUGCGUCAGGUCACACAAGAUGAAGGACAGAAGCUUGCCGCCGAAUUCAGCUGUGCCUUCCUGGAGGUAUCGGCGUCCGAGGACGUCCUCAAGGUCAUCGAAGCCUUCCAUAUCCUGUGUAAGGAGAUCAUCGAGUUUAAACGUCGGUCAAGGACAUUCUUAGACAGAGUGUUUGGCCUGAAGAAGUCAUGACGUCAUCAAUGUGUGUAGAGCCAUCAUUCCAUUAGCGGCUAGGUCGUGACGACUGGAUGCCGGACGCGUGCAAUUACCGGAAUUUGUGACAUUUUGGGUAUUGUUUACAACAUGAUCUGUCCCAGGGUUUAUAGUGUGUCGGGUUGACAACUUUGCCAAUGUCCCGAUUUGGACUUCAGAUUUGGAGUCAUACGUAGUGUCCGACACUGUCCAUGUUUGUUAUCACCAAUGAUCCAGUAUGCUGGCUUGACAAGGUCAGUUCUGCACCACUGCAUGACCACCCAUGGAUAUAGUGUAAUCACAAACACCACCAACAGAUAUAGUGUAAUCACACAGACCACCAACAGAUAUAGUGUGAUCACACAGACCACCCAUGGAUAUAGUGUAAUCACACAGACCACCAACAGAAACGAUGCAAAGACACCGACAGAAGUUAUGUAGAGUCCACGUACAGUGCACGAAUGCUGUGCAAUGUGUGUAUAAGCCCUCAAUCAAAGUGGUUCUUUGUUCAUUUGACUCUACUGUUAUUCUGUAAGCAACAUUAUGGCGAGAAUUCAAGUGACCCGGAAAUAUUUGACAUCACAUGGUUCUGAAACAUCACGACCUAAUCAGUGAACAGUAAAAUGACGAAUUAUACGACUCAAGGCAACACUCAUAGUUGGACCACAAGUCAUGGUAGAUUACCUACAGUCAUGUGAGAAUAUCGAGUGUUAUUUUGAGUAAUAUAUAUCUGGUGCAUGUAAUUCCAUAGUAGGGCAUGACAGGUCGCUACGUUGGACACGUGUUCCGACAUGGAUAUGUAACCGGGACAAAUCUGGAGUUUGUUAUAAUCCCAAUGUCCGUCACUUGGGCCACAGUGGUGGACAAACAACUAAAGCAUGUGUUCGUCAAUCACUAUGCGCCACGGCAUGGUAUGUUAGUAUGUGUGUACAAGGGGUUGUAUCACUUGUUUUAGACGGCAGUCGACAGUCAUUUGCCUAGUGUCAGUUUCUCAUAGUACUGACUGCCAGUACAGUGUGGCUGGAUCCCUGUGUUAGGAUGACUGAUUCAACAUGACCGGAAACCAGAUGCACUUGUGUCACCUCCUUGCCUUAGGACUGUAUGCGGCCCCGAAUAACUGUACUGUCUACUAAACAGCAUUGUUAGUGGUUUUGAUUCUGUUUAUUAAAACACCUCCAUGUGAA